Nasonia vitripennis (jewel wasp) is the source of this 4502-nucleotide messenger RNA. RefSeq names its product zinc finger protein 808. Gene Ontology annotation, cellular component: nucleus. The transcript has 3 exons. Gene Ontology annotation, molecular function: zinc ion binding; RNA polymerase II cis-regulatory region sequence-specific DNA binding; DNA-binding transcription factor activity. The record is from RefSeq and is a predicted model, not a curated record. Lineage: Eukaryota; Metazoa; Arthropoda; Insecta; Hymenoptera; Pteromalidae. Gene Ontology annotation, biological process: regulation of transcription by RNA polymerase II. Bases 1358 to 3115 code for a protein of 585 amino acids.
UACCCGACAAUCCGCGACGGUGGAGAAAAGAGAAUCAACAAAUUUCGAUGGCCUACACGCACGACGUAUGUAGUGUAUACAUAUAUACUAUACAGCAGCCGCGAUUCGUCCUCGGGUCCUCGUCGGUUUUUCAUUCAUGACUGAUUGUCAUUUAGCGGAACGCCGUUUUUUCCGCUCACUCACGCGUUCACGAGGAUUAAUUUGCCGUUAUAUCGCGGCGACGUACGUGAUUUUUUUUUCGUUUAUUUUUUUCCUCUUUUUUUCGACGCACGAGAGCUGAAAAUCGGGUGUACAAAUUCGUUUGAUGAGGACUUCAGAAUCGGAUCGCCGACGGCUUGUAUUUUUAUGCGCGUGAAAGAGAGAACAAAAAAUCGAUUUGCCAGCUUUGCGUAUAAUAUUCGCUGUUUAUUAUUAUGCAUGUUUAUCUGUGCUGCCAAUUAUGUGAUUAUAUCUUACGAAUGCAUGCAUCGUCUAUAUAUAAUACUCAUACUCAUAUUAUAUUAACCGCUUUCAAUCAUCGCUCGCGUUCGUCGAUUUUAUUUGCAAACAAAGUUUGAUUGUUUGGAAAUCCUCCGCGCGUAUACGAUACCAAAAUCGUCGGCUAAUGAAUACCGGCUGCGCUGAUCGAUUUGCAUAUGUGGAUAGUUAUAGCCGGUUAAGAGAAAGAGACGGAUUAUCCGCCGCCGAUGCUCACGAUGUUUUCUUUUAAUUUGCGCUUAUCGCGUGCGUGUGCGCGUCUACGUAGCUGUAUAUAGGAAUCGAUUGUAAUAGAUCGAACAAUGCGAACGAGUAGCCAACAAAAAGCUGACGUCUACGUUGUUUAUAACAUUAUGAUUGGCGGGUGUAUAAUAAUUUAUAAUAUCGACUCGUCGGGACAUUAUACAUUAUGCGUGCACGUAUUGUAUAGAUAUAUAUUAUAAUUUAUUGGUUUCACUGACCGAUUAGCUACCGUAAAGGUCAGGCCGAAUCGAAUGGCCAUAUUUAUUUGAAAAUAAUAUUGUUUUAAUGAUACUAUUAAGUCAAAAAAAAGCACUUAAGCAUUCAUCAACUUUUCAUAUUUAACAAGCCUUGUUAACUGAGGCACAUUUGCCGUCGGUGGUGUCGCAAACGGUGGCACCAUCUUUAAUGAAUCUACGAUACUAUCAUGCGGCGCUUUAUAUAUAAGUAUUAUAGUAACACACAUCGCCUCGCAUCGAGUGAGUUUGUAAACAAGAAUGCGAAAAAAUCAUAACCUGCGAGACUGCAAGAACUUGUGCGAGAGGUGCAAAAACAGUACGAAUUUCUUCUCUCGAGCCAUGAAAUUGAACAGGUGAUAAAUAAACAAAAGUAAGGGAUCCAAAGUGGAAUCAAGUGUAAAAUGUUUAUCGUCACGAAAACGAUCGACAGUGAAAAUAUCAGCAAAGUUUGCAGAACUUGUUUGAGGGAAGACAACGACAAGAUGGUUUGUUUAUUCAUUGGUCCAGCCGAAUCAUCUCUCGGUGCCAAAUUGCAGUCUCUCUCUUGUUUGGAGGUUGCUCAAGGCGAUGGUCUUCCAGAAAAGAUGUGUGAUCGAUGCGUGACAAGAGCAGAAUCCGCCCUGCUCUUUAGAGAGCAGUGCCGAGCUGCGGAUCAAGCUCUGAGGCAAGCAGCUGUCAGAGUAUCCAAGGAAAGAGUACGGCAAAAUGUUCUUCCUUGCAAAGCGUAUCAGCAAACUCCCAGUUUUGUGCCAUUUCAGUAUUCUCAAGAGGCGCUGAAGCCAAGCGAUUGCAGAGCUCUGGCAAACCAUCAGGAGCUGUAUCUGCACAAUCGACUGCAUCCUCCGUUCUACAGAGAAGAAGAUAACAUACCUCAGCAUAUGCACAUUGUUGAGUCGCACAAUAACUAUCUUAAUUUGAGCAGGUACAGUGGUGGUUCCAUAAGCCAUGAAAGUCUAAGGCCAGAUGACUUUGACCCAAUCACUAGGCAUAAUACAAUACAGAACAGAGCAUCUUGUGCAUUGCAGUGUUCUCUGUGUCACUGCACUUUCACCAAUAGAACUCAGUUAGAGAAUCACUGUAUAACUCACAAUUCGGAUAACGUUGAUAUAUCAAGCGAUGAAGUUAAUAUUGAAGUCGAAGAGAACUCCAAUCAUCUUGAAAGGAAUCACAGUUACGAGAGAUGCAUAAGCCAGUCCGUGCAACAACCCACUGAAAGUAUUGCGUACAAUAAAAUGAAACGAGAUUGCGAAAGUAGUUUUCAAGAUCUGACAUUCUCAAACUCCAUUAAUGGAAAGUAUUCCGACCAGGUGAGUGUAAUCAGUACGAGAGUUAUUUCUCAAGAGCCAGAAUCUAUGGCGCGUUCGAAGCCUCAAGAAAUUCCCGAGAAGAAUAGAUUCAAGUGCGAAACGUGCUCCAGAUUAUUCAGUCAAAAGUCCAAACUCUUAGCUCAUCAAGCUACCCACGAUAGAAAAAAGCCAUUCAAAUGUAUGGACUGCGGCAAGUCUUAUUCCUCGAGAAGUAAACUCACUGCCCACUCGAGACUGCACACGCAAACAAACGUUCACCGAUGCAAGAUCUGCCAAAAGAUAUUCUCCUAUCCAUCGUACUUGGCGGACCACAUGAAAUCCCACGACGCUAAACCGGUAAAAAGGACAGCCUCCUUCGAGUGCGCGCAGUGUAAGAAGCAAUUUCAAUUUGCCAAAAGCUACAAGCGACACAUGAAAUUUCACACGGGCAAGGACUUGUUCCACUGCGAUAUCUGUGACAAACUGUUCAACCAGAAGUACGCGUUGAAGACUCACAUGAGGUCCCACGAGUUCGCCAGGUUUCACAAGUGCGACUUGUGCGAUAAAUCGUUUAAUCAGAAGAGCAACCUCGUAGAACACAUGAGAAUUCACACGAAAGUCAAGCCGUUCAAGUGCAAAACUUGCGAAAAGAGUUUCGCGCAGUCUAGUCAUUUGAAGAGUCACGAGGCGUCGCACGAUUCGGUCCGGCAAUUCCAGUGCCGCAUGUGCGGAAAACGAUUCAAACUGGCGAGUCAUUUGAAACGCCACGUCAACCUGCACACGGGUUUGAAAAUGUACAAGUGCGACCAAUGCGAGCAGGUAUUCUCCCAGGCAUUCAGCUUGAAGCGCCAUUCGAAAAAGCACUCGGAAUGAAAUUUGCCCCGAGAGUAUUUUACACGUGUAUCAUAUUAUUCUGUACAUAAAGAAUGAACGUUUUUGUCGUUUUAAUAAUUGCCAGAAAUACAAUUUAUACUUAACGAAAUUAUCAGUCUACACAUAUUGAUCAAGCUUAAUUAUAACGAUAAGCUAGAAGUAUAAAAUUUAAAGUAUCAAAAGCUCUCAGUUCUUCUUGUGCGUCAGCAGAGUCUUCGUGAUGAUAUCCAAGGCCGUUCGUAUUUGUUCCUCGUUGAUGCACAGCGGCGGCGAUAUCCUGAUAAUGUAAUUGUGCGCCGGUCUCGUCAGCAGGCCCUGCUUGAUCAGCUUCGCGCAGAUGUCCCAGCCGUUCGCGAAAUCUACGUGGAACAGAACAUCGUCAGACGUGCACCACAUCUUACGGAAGAAUGUAAUAUAAUAGAAGCAUACCUGGGUUGAGCUUCAGGCCCGCGAGCAGUCCUCGGCCUCUGAACUCCAGGGCGAUAUCCUUGGGUAUCUUCUCGAGCUCCGUCCUCACGAUCUCGCCCAUCUUCGCGGCGUUAUCCGCGAGCUUCUCCUCCUCGAGGACCUUCAUCGCUUCGAGGGCGACCCUCUGGCCCAGAGGACUGCCGCCGAACGUGCUACCGUGCACGCCCGUCUCCAGCGCCAGGAUGAUCUAAUCGCUGACCUUGUCCAUGCCGAGGACACCGGAGACCGGAUACAUGCCGCCGGAGAGAGCCUUGCCGAGCACCAGGAGGUCGGGCUUGACGCCCUCGUGGUCGACCGCGAACCUCUUGCCCGUACGGCCGAGUCCGGUCUGGACUUCGUCGGCGAUCCAGAGCACGUUAUACUUGGUGCACAGUUCCCUCACGCCUUUGAGAUAACCGUUCUGCAAACAAUUCCGAUGCAUCCAUCAUCGUUAAACAAGUCGGGGCUGUGAGUGUAAAGCCGAGUGUGAUAAGUUCAACCGAUCGCUCAUACCGAUGGAACGUUGACCCCGGCCUCGCCCUGGAUCGGCUCGACCAUGAACGCGCAGAUGUUGGGAUUCUCCUUGAACUUCUGCUCGAGCGCGUGCAGGUCGUCGUAGGGGACGCUCUCGAAGAGGGGCAUGAAGGGUCCGAAGUCCGUGUAGCUGUUGGGGUCCGUCGAGGCGGACACGGCUGCGAGAGAUCGGCCCCAGUAGUUACCCUUGGCGAAUAUCGUCACCGCUUGGUUGCUCGGGAUCUUCUUGAUUCUGUAGCCGAAGCGACGGGAGAUCUUCAGCGCUGUGUCGCCCGCUUCCACGCCUGCGAACCGAUUUUUUAUUGUAUCAAAUUCACCCGACGAUUCCAGGAAGUAUAAUUAUAAGUUGUUAUGUCCGACGUUGCUAAAAUUAUCGGGAAGAAUAAAUUAUUUUUUAAUUUUUCGA